Molecule: messenger RNA, 2876 nt
Organism: Rhea pennata
Lineage: Eukaryota; Metazoa; Chordata; Aves; Rheiformes; Rheidae
Product: zinc finger protein 239-like
Exons: 1
Biological process (GO): regulation of transcription by RNA polymerase II
Cellular component (GO): nucleoplasm
Molecular function (GO): RNA polymerase II cis-regulatory region sequence-specific DNA binding; DNA-binding transcription repressor activity, RNA polymerase II-specific
Source: RefSeq, a predicted model, not a curated record
GGCUGGGCGGCGGGGCGGCCCCACGGCUGCGAGCAGUGCGGCAAGGCGUUCGCGCAGGCGGCCGCCCUCGCCAAGCACCGCCGUGUGCACACCGGCGAGAAGCCUUACCGGUGCCCGGUGUGCGCCAAGGCCUUCGCCCUCUCCUCGGGGCUCGUCCUGCACAAGCGCACGCACACUGGCGAGCGCCCCCACGCCUGCCCGCUCUGCGGCAAGGCCUUCAUCUCCUCCUCGCACCUCGCCCUGCACCUCCGCUCCCACACGGGCGAACGCAGGUACCAGUGCCCCGUGUGUGGGAAGCUCUUCCUCCAGUCCUCCCACCUGGUGCGCCACAAGGCCAUCCACACCGGCGAGCGGCCCUUCAAGUGCGAGGACUGCGGCAAGCACUUCGGGCGGGCAUCGCACCUCAAGACGCACCGGCGUGUGCACACAGGCGAGAGGCCCUUCAAGUGCACGCAGUGCGAGAAGGCCUUCACGCAGAAGGCCGGGCUGGUCCUCCACGUCCGCCUGCACACUGGGGAGAGGCCCUACAAGUGCGACAGGUGCGGGAAGAACUUCCGCUCCUCCGCACACCUCGUGUCGCACCAGCUCCUCGAGUCCGGCGAGAGGAACUUCAAGUGCUCCACCUGCGGGAAGGCCUUCAAGCAGGCGUCGUCCCUGAAGCAGCACCUGAAGACCCAUGAGGCGCGCGAGCCCCACUGCUGCUCGGUCUGCAGCCGAGCCUUUUCCAGGUCCUCUUACCUCCAGCUGCAUAUGCGGACGCACAGUGGGGAGCGGCCCUACCACUGUCUGGUUUGCAACCGAACAUACGCCAAAAUUUCCACCUUCGAGAAACACUGUAAAAAGCACCAACAGGACGAAGAGAGACCUGAUGCUAGGCCCAGGUCAAUGACUACCCGGGCAAAAGCAUUGGCUGAAAGGAAAAGGCGGGAACAGAAACAGCAGCACCAGGAGGACCUCGACAGCAGCCUCGAGCAGCCUCACCAGGCUGAUCCAAAGCACGAACAGGAGGAAAGGCAGUAAAAGUCACUAAAAUGAGGACUGUUUGUUGUCGUCCUCGCUGUGGCCACAGGAGGAAGAGCGGCUGGCUUGAUUUUCAUGAAAGGAAAGGAUGUGCCACAGCAGCGUUAUUCCAGAGAGCGUUCCCAAACAGAAUCACUUUCCUGACUAGCGAUGCAAUGCGAACGCUUCUCUUUGGCAUGGCAGAUAACUGCCUAUUUGCUGAUGCUCCCGGUGGUCGGCGUCACGUGCCGGGCUCUGUGGUUGCAGAGGAAUUUCAUACAGUUUGAGAGUUCUGGUGGUUUUGUUGUACGUGAGUGGCGUUUUCUAGGGUAGAUUUCCAGAGGUUCCUGAGCAACCAAAACAGCUGCUUUUAUGGAGGUUGGAAAAAAUAUUUCUUUAUACACGAGAAGCAAAUUAAGUUGUAGUCUUUUAAAUGAAAGUGAAGAUUUUGUGGAAGAUGGGGGGCGGGAGGCGCACCUACAGAAAAUGGAUUUGUACUACCUUUUUUUGGCCUGGUGCCAACAGUGGGUUUAAGAAGUAAGCAGGAAUUUAUCCUGUAAAGCGCAAUUUGUUUUUAAACGCACUGUAAAUAGCCAGAGGAUAGCAUCUUUGAGCCUUUUCCCUUUUUCUCAGUGUUCAUUGCAGCAAUGCAUUGUACUUAAUAACCAGAUAACGCUGUGUAUGAAAUAAUUCUAAGGCACAGCACGUUUCACUGUGAUGUUGCCAAAGAGCAACUUUAUUCACCUUACUCAAAACUAAUGAGGGCAAGUGUCAAAAAUCUGUAAUUCAUCUUAAUUUAAAUGAGUUUAGCAUUCAAAAUGCCAACUUGUAGUAAAGCUGCAAGAAUGAUUUUUUUUGAAGUGAUCUUUUUGGAAUGUAAAUUGUGGUAACGAAGGAAUUCUAAACCCUGCCUUCUUCUGAAUUAACAAAUUGCUGUAAUUGGUUAGCUAGCCAGUUGUCAUAUUGAGGGAAUGACAUGGGAUACCAUGAAACGAUUGCUGUCAGAUAAGAAUAUUUUGAAUUUAUCCUGAUGUGUUAGGUCAGACUUAAGUGAGUAGUAAAUAUCUUUCUAAAAUAGACAAAAGCUGCCUUUAUCGCAGCAAUGUUCUUUGUGAGCCAGCACUUUGCACCGAAUUUUAUAAGCUUUAUGUCAUUUUAACAACAGUACUAUGAGGCUACUUUAAGCCUUUAUCGCUUAUGUUACCCAGGAAUUCAUUAAAGCAGAAAAAAAAAGGAAUCAGUGAGUUCAUUUUAAGUACACGUUCCCAAUUUUCUGCAUUGAGUUCUUGACUUUUUUAAACUAUAUUUUCCUGCCAUUGUGUGAAAACACAUAUUUUGCACCUUAAGGAUCUUUUAGGAAAGGCACUUGGUUCUGAUUUAUCUAGUGCAUUCACAACUAUAUAGUUUAAGGCAGAAAAAGAAUUUUCUGAAAGCUUGCACAUUUAAAAUAUUGCAGUGUAUCUGGUCAGAAAUCAUGAUAGCUGAAUUCUAUCUAGUAACUAAUUUACAGGUAACAAAACUGCAAUGAAUAAUUCUCUUUUUGCACUUCAGAAUUUACUGGAUGCUGCAUAUACUAAGAUAAAACUCUUUAAGUUAUAUAAAAUUGAUGUUUAUAUCCAGCUGGUUAAUAUACCUGUAAUAUUUACAUGGUCAGAUAUUUCACAUGAGAUGUUUCUAAGCCAGAGUUUCUUGUCAUGACAAAGUCUAAUGUAAAUUUUUGCUACAGUCUUUAGAUUUUGUUUUGUGACCAAUUGUGUGAUUUAGGAGGCAGCCGGCACACUGGGUUUUAUUUCCAGUUCUGUUAGGCCUGUGCUAUGUAAGCAGAGUUCUAUUUUUUUUGUAUUUCGAUACAUGUUAUUAAAAUAAUAUACACCACA